AUGCAAAGCUUAAAACUGAUAAUUGAAAGUGGUAAAAUUAAGGCUGCAAAACUAAGAGAAUUUGACUUGGUGUUUGCUAACAUAGAUUCAUAUGUUGAAGUCCCUUUUAUUCCAAAUUCACUGACAUACAAGAACAUGCCUAUUGUGGUUGCAAAAGAUGGCACUCAGUAUAAAUAUAAAGAAGCCAAAGAAUAUGUGGAUAAAACUGAAGCAUCUGUUAUAAUAUCAUCAAGUCCAUGUAUCACUUCUGACAAGUGGCUUCUUUCUGACGCUGAUAUUGGAGAGGUCAAUGGCACUUUGCCAACUACCCAACUGGAUUCGAUCUUGACGUCACAAUCUAAUUUUGAUUCUGAAGGUUUUACCAAUGUAAAAGAAUACGAAAAUGUCAAUAUAUAA
This is a messenger RNA of Candida dubliniensis CD36, 396 nucleotides long. RefSeq lists its product as uncharacterized. The transcript has a single exon. Lineage: Eukaryota; Fungi; Ascomycota; Pichiomycetes; Serinales; Debaryomycetaceae. Bases 1 to 396 code for a protein of 131 amino acids. The record is from RefSeq and is a predicted model, not a curated record.